AUGCAUUACUCGAAGAUACCGUCUAUAUCAGUAAUGUCUUCUACUCCUCCGUCGAAUACGUACCCACAAUUAAAGAGACAGAGACUAUCAACAUCGAUGUUGCAAGAUGUCACCAAUCAAAUACACUCUACGCCUCCUCGUCGCAGUAUUACAGAGGAACCAACGUCUCGAAGGACUAAAUUGAUGAACAAAUAUGUGUUCGGAGAUGCAAGCGUUAUUGAGGAAGUCAAGAAACGGGAGAGAAAGAUCAUGAAGGAUAUAGCGCAUUUUAGGAACGCAAUUGCAGAGAUUGAGAAGGAAACUAUCCAAAUACGAGAGCAGCAACUACCAGAUAUGCAGUAUGAGAUUUCCAAGAGGCUCACGAUGUGUAAUGAGGUGAAGAAAGAGACUAGCCAGUUGACAACACAACUUGAUAUGAAGGAUCGUGAAAACGAUUUGUGCCGCAAGAAUGAAGAGCUUGACAUGGCAAAUAUGCAAUUAAAACACUCUGUGGAAGUACAAGAAGUGGAAAAUCAAUUGAAACAGGUACUUGAUGAUGAAAAAUUGAAGUGGGAUAAAAAAAUCAUGGAACUGGAGAAUCUAAAACCAGAUGAAAAGGUCGCGCAAGAGAUACAUCAGUUAAGGGAUGAGCUUAAACAAGUUAACGAACAAUGGGAGGCUUUGCAACGUGAGAACCAGGAUAAAUGUACCGAAUAUGAAGCAAAGUUUAAGGAAGAUUUGGAAGAAUUCAAACGCUUUAAACAAGAACCGAUGGAUAACCUAGAGAAAGAACAGGGGAAGCUUCUUGACAGGCACAAGAAACUUCAAGUUGAAUGUGAUCAAUUGGUAAACCAGAUAGAUAGUGACAAAAAAGAAUUUAGCUCGAUAGAGCUAAAGAUUAUGGAUAUUCAACAGAAAAUCACUGAUACAAUGAUUGUUAACCAGCCGUUGGAAGAUGAACUGGUAGUGUCACAAUCGCACUAUGAAAAGGCAAAGCAAGAAACAGAGGCUAUACAGGAGAUAGCGCACGCAAGGGAGUCUUACUAUAAGGGUAAAUUUGACAAGAUGGAAGAAGAACAGCUAAGAAGAAGGAAAUUAGAGAACACUAUAGAAGAAUUAAAAGGCGGAAUCAGAACUUUUGCGUAUAUAACGAAAAAGGGUCAGGACGACAACUUAGGAGUAAAUUACUCCGAAAGGACAUUGACAGAUCUUCAAAAUGGUCAGAUAUUCCAGUUUAGUCGGAUUAUACCUUCUGAACUCGAGACAGAGAAUGAUCUUUUGUAUCAAGACUGUGAGAUGUAUCAUGAAAUGUGUCUAAAAAACCGUUUGAACUACAAUCUGAUAUCUGUGAGUCAAAAGCCUUGGGACGCCUUAAGAAUUGCCCUCUUGGAAUUUAUCUACACAAAGUGCCAUGAUCAAUUCCGAAUAUACCUGCAAUAUGUGUUCCUUUCAGAAGACUCUCCUUCACAAGACUUGAUGCUGCCGAGCUCCGAGAAGUGCGAUAAUGAGAUUAAGUUAAAAAUACAAAGAGAAUGUAUAGAGCUGGAUUCCAAGUCUACCGAGAUGGUUCACGGUCUGGAUGAGCUCCCUCUAAGCAUUAAGAAGGAAAGAAAGACUAGCAUACCAGGAAUUGGAAUCUUGAAGUUUCAACUUGUAAGCUCCGAUUCUGAUAGGAAGCCGCUCAAUUUUUACUUCAUCGAAAUAAACGACCCAACCACCAUACUAACCCUUGAUAGAGUUAUCAGCCCAGAUAACGCGAUAAAAUCUCCAAUAAGUCUAAUUAUCAAGAAGCUAUUAUCAGACACAACUUCGUGCUUUUUAUUUGAUAUUAACGACGGUGAGAACUACGACAGUCUUCUUGAAAUAUCAAAAAAACUGACUCAAAUGAAAAUUGUGAAGAAUAGAAGAAUCUCAAUAUAA
Messenger RNA from Torulaspora delbrueckii, 1899 nucleotides. RefSeq lists its product as uncharacterized. The record is from RefSeq and is a predicted model, not a curated record. The coding region runs from base 1 to 1899 and encodes 632 amino acids. NCBI's taxonomy places the organism in Eukaryota, Fungi, Ascomycota, Saccharomycetes, Saccharomycetales, Saccharomycetaceae. Gene Ontology annotation, molecular function: microtubule binding. The transcript has a single exon.